This is a messenger RNA of Spodoptera exigua (beet armyworm), 537 nucleotides long. The record is from the annotation of a GenBank genome assembly. Lineage: Eukaryota; Metazoa; Arthropoda; Insecta; Lepidoptera; Noctuidae.
AUGUUCACGGUGAGCUGCUACGUGUUCCACCCCCUCCUGCAUAGGUUCGUGAGGCUCUGGAGAUAUGUGCAGGUUGUAUCAGAUGUCCUCAACUUCUACCUGACCAUGUUAUGCUGUCCGUGUGCCAAUGAAGUGCCUUUCUCCACAUCGUCCUCCGUUGAUUCUAAACCGUCAGUGCAAAUAUUUAAGGCUGAAGCACUGGCGAAAGCACAGAAGCAAGUAGACCAUGGGCCAUCAUGUGGUGAACCGGUGAAGGCACCCCACUUGGUGAUCGACUUCACCCCUGGCAGGGAAGAUACGCCGGAGAUACAGAAGCGCUGCCAGCAGUACUGGCAGGAUGCCAAGAAUCGCCAAGAACAUAACGACAUGACUUCGAAGAGUCAAAGCCCAAUUGAUUUGACGACAGACGGCUCACAUCACGACAGGCGUAGAGAAAGCCAAAAUAAUAUACCACGCGUACAUAUGCACAAGAAACAUAGCAAAAAAGGUAAUGUACAGAUGCCACUACUCGAGCACAGCAAUAUCAUGCUGAAAUAA